This is a messenger RNA of Eutrema salsugineum, 1279 nucleotides long. RefSeq names its product phospholipase A1-IIbeta. The record is from RefSeq and is a predicted model, not a curated record. The coding region runs from base 1 to 1245 and encodes 414 amino acids. Gene Ontology annotation, molecular function: glycerophospholipid phospholipase A1 activity. Gene Ontology annotation, biological process: lipid metabolic process. Lineage: Eukaryota; Viridiplantae; Streptophyta; Magnoliopsida; Brassicales; Brassicaceae. The transcript is spliced from 3 exons.
AUGGUGGGAGACAUCGCUAAGAGAUGGAAGGAAUUGAGCGGAAAUAGCAAAUGGAAAGACUUGCUUGAUCCUCUUGACUUGGACCUACGUCGUUACAUCCUACACUACGGCGACAUGGCUGAAGUCGGUUACGUUGCCUUUAACAGUGACCGCCGAUCAAAAUAUGUAGGAGAUAGCUGCUACACCAAGGAAGAGCUCUUUGCUCGAACCGGCUACCUUAAAGCCAACCCUUUCAGGUACGAGGUGACUAAGUACAUAUAUGGAACGUCGUCGAUAAGGUUACCGGAAUGUUUCAUAAUCAACUCAUUGUCAAGAGAGGCAUGGAACAAAGAGUCUAACUGGUUAGGUUACAUAGCGGUGGCUACAGACCAAGGCAAAGAACUGUUAGGGAGGAGAGACAUUGUUGUAGCUUGGCGAGGGACCAUUCAGCUGUACGAGUGGGCUAAUGAUUUUGAUUUCCCACUCGAACCAGCUAUCUCGGUUUUUCCUAAAACUGACCCUAAUGACCCGAGUGAUCCCCCUCGCAUUGCCAAUGGUUGGCUUUCUCUUUACACAACCGCUGAUCCACGGUCGCGUUUCGACAAGACCAGUGCACAAGAACAGGUUCAAGGAGAGCUCAAAAGGUUAUUAGAGUUAUACAAAGAUGAAGAAGUUACCAUCACCUUAACAGGCCAUAGCUUGGGAGCAGUUCUCUCGAUUCUAUCAGCCACAGACUUUCUCCAUAACGAAUGGCCUAAGACCACAACAAGUCUUCAAGACAGGCUUUCUUGCGUUACAGUUUUCGCUUUCGGGAGUCCACGAAUCGGCGAUCUCAACUUCAAAAGACUCGUCGAGUCUUUGAAAAAACUCAACAUCUUAAGAAUAUCAAACGUACCGGAUCUCAUCCCGCGUUAUCCGGUAUUCAGGUUCGCAGAUAUCGGCGAGGAGCUUCAGAUCAACACGUUGAAAUCAGAGUACCUGAAACGGUCUCUGAACAUAAAGCAUUUUCAUAACCUGGAGGCUUACCUGCACGGAGUGGCAGGGACACAGCAAAAUCAAGGGGAGUUUAAGCUGGAGAUAAACCGGGAUAUAGCGCUGGUCAAUAAGGGUUUAGAUGCUCUUGAAGAUAAGUACUUAGUGCCUGAUCAUUGGUGGGUUCUUGAGAACAAAGGGAUGGUUCAAAGAGAUGACGGGACAUGGAUGCUUAAUGGAGAUAGGGAAAAGGAAGGUGAAGAAGUUGAAGAAGACGAAUACGAAUUACCAUGAAUAUAGCAACAAUACAUGUAAGAAUCUGGCAAAC